AUGAAAUCCGGAACAGAUGUGCUUAUACGGCGUACGGCAAAUCCAUUACGUGAUCGAAUGUGUCGAACAGAAAAUUCGCUAGAAGUAUGGAUUUUGGAAGCAAAAGGUGUUCCGGUUAAACGGAAAUACUACUGCGAGAUAUGUCUCGAUAAGACAUUAUACGCCCGAACAUCGGCUAAACCACGUGGUGAUAUUUGUUUCUGGGGCGAGCACUUCUAUUUCAGUCCAAUACCAAAACUGGAAAAUGUUUGCAUCAAUUUAUAUCGUGAAGCGGAUGCAAAAAAGAAGAAAGAUCGUUCAACAUUAAUUGGAUAUGUUCAAAUCAAAAUUGAUCAACUAUCUACACGACAUCCUGUAGAACGAUGCCCUGUUGUGAUAACAAUAUUUUCUGUGUAG
Messenger RNA from Cercopithifilaria johnstoni, 396 nucleotides. NCBI's taxonomy places the organism in Eukaryota, Metazoa, Nematoda, Chromadorea, Rhabditida, Onchocercidae. The record is from the annotation of a GenBank genome assembly.